CUGGACUCGACGUCCACAAACGAGAAGGGUUUGCUGCUGAAUUUCAAGGACCGGAAUGGGAAGCCAUGGCGGUUUCGCUACUCCUACUGGAACAGCAGCCAGAGCUACGUGAUGACCAAGGGCUGGUCCCACUUCGUCAAGGAGAAGAAGCUCGACGCCGGCGACAUCGUCUCCUUCCAGCGCGGCGUCGGCGAGCUCGCCAAGGACCGCCUCUUCAUCGACUGGCGCCGCCGCCCCGACGCCCCCGACCUGCCCCUCUCCCACCACUUCUCCUUCCACCAGCGCAACUCCUCCCUCCACCACUCCUGGAGCCCCCUCUUAAUCCCCCCGCCGCCGCCGCCGCGCGACUACUCGCAUCUCCUUCACCACCACUACCACCCCAACCACCACCCGCCCACGGGGUACGGGCCCUACGCCUACGGCAGCGUGGUGAAUGGAAACCCUUGCCCCCCGGGGUCCAUAGUGUAUCUGAGAGGAGGAGGCGGCGGCGCAGGGGCAAAGAGAGCAGAUGGUUUUUGAGUCGGUGCCGGAAUUCAAAAUUGUGGAGAGAGAGAGUGUGGGGUGUGAGAGAGAGAGGGUGGAGUGUGUGUGUGUGUGACGUGCCGAUUCCGGCUGCCACGUCAAUAUCCGGUCGCCGGAAUUCAAAAUUGUGUCAAA
Salvia miltiorrhiza (redroot sage) is the source of this 657-nucleotide messenger RNA. RefSeq names its product B3 domain-containing protein Os03g0120900-like. Gene Ontology annotation, molecular function: DNA-binding transcription factor activity; DNA binding. The record is from RefSeq and is a predicted model, not a curated record. Lineage: Eukaryota; Viridiplantae; Streptophyta; Magnoliopsida; Lamiales; Lamiaceae.